AUGUCCUUUUAUCGGUAUCAUCUAUCUGAAAUUUUUGCAUCUAUCUAUCUAUCUAUCUAUCUAUCUAUCUAUCUAUCUAUCUAUCUAGCUGUAUCUGUAUUUCCUUUACUUUUUUUUAAUUGUUGUUUCUUCUUCUUCUUCUUCUUCUUCUUCUUCUUCUUCUUCUUCUUCUUCUUCUGCUGCUGCUGCUGCUGCUGCUGUUUUGUCUUCUUUUCUUUCUCUUCUUCUACUUCGUCUUCUUCUUUUUCUUCUUCUGCUUUGUCUUCUUUUCUUUCUCCUUCUACUUCGUCUUCUUUUUCUUCUUCUUCUUCUGCUGCUGCUUUGUCUUUUCUUUCUCUUCUUCUACUUCGUCUUCUUUUGCUGCUUUGUUUUCUUUUCUCUCUCUUCUUCUUCGUCUUCUUAUUUUUCUUCUUCUUCUUCUUCUUCUUCUGCUGCUUCUGCUUUGUCUUUUCUUUCUCUUCUUCUUCUUCUUCUGCUGCUGCUGCUUUGUCUUUUCUUUCUCUUCUUCUUCUUCUUCUUCUGCUGCUUCUGCUUUGUCUUUUCUUUCUCUUCUUCUUCUUCUUCUGCUGCUGCUGCUUUGUCUUUUCUUUCUCUUCUUCUUCUUCUUCUUCUGCUGCUUCUGCUUUGUCUUUUCUUUCUCUUCUUCUUCUUCUGCUGCUUCUGCUUUGUCUUUUCUUUCUCUUUUUCUUCUUCUUCUUCUUCUUCUUCUUCUUCUUCUGCUGCUGCUGCUACUGCUUUGUCUUUUCUUUCUCUUCUUCUUCUACUUUUUCUUCUUCUCCUUCCCUUUGCAAUGUCAUUCUUCUUAAUCACUUUAUUUUCUUAUUUCUUACUUUUCUGUCACAUUUUUCUUUCUCCUUUAUUUAUAGUACUUCUUUUUAA
Messenger RNA from Acanthosepion pharaonis, 879 nucleotides. The record is from the annotation of a GenBank genome assembly. NCBI's taxonomy places the organism in Eukaryota, Metazoa, Mollusca, Cephalopoda, Sepiida, Sepiidae.